Arachis ipaensis is the source of this 1695-nucleotide messenger RNA. NCBI's taxonomy places the organism in Eukaryota, Viridiplantae, Streptophyta, Magnoliopsida, Fabales, Fabaceae. The record is from RefSeq and is a predicted model, not a curated record.
AUGAGGAGCCCGGGUUGCAUCAAAGACGUUCAAAGACUGGCAGGAAGGCUCACCGCGCUAUCUCACUUCCUUGGGGUGUCGGCAGCAAAAGCCCUGCCCUUCUUCAACCUGAUGAGAAAGGGGAUAGCGUUUGAAUGGACCCCGGCGUGCGAGGAAGCAUUCAAACAUUUCAAAGAGAUCCUCGCAACUCCUCCCGUGCUCGGGAAACCCAAAGUCGGAGAACUGCUCUACCUGUACCUGGCCAUAACGAACGAAGCGUUGGCAGCAGUUUUGGUGGCCAUAACGGACGAAGCGCUGGCAGCAGUUUUGGUACGGGAAGAAGGGAAGGCUCAAAAACCAAUCUACUUUGUGAGUAGAGCAUUGCAAGGAGCAGAACUGACAUACAACAAAUUAGAGAAGCUAGCUCUGGCACUACUAACCUCCUUCCGAAGACUAAGGCAGUACUUCCAGGGUCACCAGGUAGUCAUGAGAAUGGACCAGGGAAUUCGCCAGGUGCUCCAAAAACCCGACUUGGCGGGAAGAAUGAUGACUUGGGCCAUCGAGCUAUCUCAGUACGAUUUGCGAUACGAGCCCCGACAUGCGAUCAAGGCACAAGCAAUGGCAGACUUCUUGGUGGAAGUAGCGGGGGACCCAAUCAAGGAAGCGGGCAUACAGUGGAGGCUCCAUGUAGACGGGGCCUCCAACCAAACGUCCGGGGGUGCCGGGAUCAUUUUGGAAAGUCCUACCGGGGUCAUAUACGAACAAUCAAUCAACUUCGAGUUUUCCGUAUCAAACAACCAAGCGGAAUACGAGGCCCUCCUGGGCGGCUUGAUCCUAGCCCGAGAAGUCGGGGCCACGAGGCUGGAAGUAUGUAGUGACUCGCACGUCGUUACCUCGCAGGUGAACGGAAGCCACCAACCCAGGGACUCGCUAUUGCAAAAGUACUUGAAAAAGGUCAAAGAGCGAGCAAAGCAGUUCGAGGAGGUCACGGUCCAACGCGUUCCGAGGGAAAGGAACACACGGGCAGACCUCCUAUCAAAGCUAGCGAGCACAAAACCGAGAGUUGGCAACAGAUCCCUUAUUCAAGGAAUAACAAAGGAAUCAGCAGUCGCCUUCCAACUAACAAAGAUAGGCCCCUCCUGGAUGGACCCCAUCACUGAUUUCCUAAGGAGCGGCAAACUCCCUGAGGACGAGAAGGAGGCUAAAGCAUUAAGAAGGGAGGCGGCCAGAUAUGCGAUCAUACAAGACCAACUGUUCAAAAAGGGACUUAGCCAGCCCUUGCUAAAAUGCCUCCAUCCUGACCAAACGGACUACGUGACAACUCGAUUCGGCAUCCCGGAAGUCGUCAUCUCUGACAACGGGACACAGUUCACCGACAAGAAAUUCGUGGAGUUCCUCACCGGCCUGGGCCAUAAAGCAGAAAUUCUCCUUAGUAGAGCACCCCCAGACAAACGGUCAAGUGGAGGCCGCAAACAAGAUCAUCUUGCUGGGCCUCAAGAAGCGGCUGGACAGCAAAAAAGGUGCAUGGGCCGACGAACUUGCCUCGGUCCUCUGGUCCUACUGAACGACCGAGCAAUCGUCCACAGGGAAAACUCCUUUCCGCCUGACGUACGAAGUAGACGUAAUGUUAACCGUAAAGAUCGGCGAGCUGAGCCCACGACUACUUCUGAAGGGAGUAGAGGAAGUGGUAGAGAAAGACCUGGCAGAGGAGGCUAG